AUGAAUCAUCUCAUAGUUUUUCUGUUAGCCAUUGCUUGGUGUUUUGGUUUAAACGAAGGUCUUGUGUGUAGUACUGGUAACCCGCGAUGUAACAACGCGUGUCUCCUGAACACUUUAGAAUUUCGAAACGAACUCACUCCAGGUAAUAUUCUCAAAGUCAACUGCACAUCCAACAGAAACGAGGAUAAAGGUCACCACGAUGUGACGUUCGGUAACUCAUUCAGAUUUUUUGUUAACGAGAAUGGAGACAAUAGAAUAGUAUGGCGUUGUCACUUGAGGCAAGGUCCCAACAUGGAGCAUUUUCUAGAGUUAUGGAGAGCAUAUAGAGGAGCAUAUGCAAGUCGAUGUGGUCAGCUACGUUCAUGGAUUGCAAGAGUUGAUGGUGUUCAUUUACUGAGAAAUGAUGAACACAAAGGGCACCAACAUCAUUGGAUUACCUAA
Microthlaspi erraticum is the source of this 441-nucleotide messenger RNA. NCBI's taxonomy places the organism in Eukaryota, Viridiplantae, Streptophyta, Magnoliopsida, Brassicales, Brassicaceae. The record is from the annotation of a GenBank genome assembly.